Messenger RNA from Zymoseptoria tritici IPO323, 858 nucleotides. RefSeq lists its product as uncharacterized. NCBI's taxonomy places the organism in Eukaryota, Fungi, Ascomycota, Dothideomycetes, Mycosphaerellales, Mycosphaerellaceae. The coding region runs from base 1 to 627 and encodes 208 amino acids. The transcript is spliced from 3 exons. Gene Ontology annotation, molecular function: copper ion binding. Gene Ontology annotation, cellular component: mitochondrial inner membrane. The record is from RefSeq and is a predicted model, not a curated record.
AUGGCACAAUUGCAGAAACCAUUUGAGCAGAAGAAUGCGAGUACUCUCUACUACGUGAUCUCGAUUGUGCUCGGGACUGUUGCGUUGAGCUAUGGAAGCGUCCCGCUGUACAAGACAAUCUGUCAACAGACGGGAUGGGGUGGACAACCGAUCAAAUCAGCCGCUCACUCAGUACCAGACGGCGAGGACGAAGUAACCGCAAAGCUGACUCCGGUCACUUCAUCACGACGACUGCGUAUAACGUUCGCCGGCUCCACGUCUGAUAUCUUACCCUGGAAGUUUACGCCACAGCAAAGAGAAGUCAGGGUAUUACCAGGAGAGACAGCGUUGGCCUUUUACACAGCCACGAACCAAAGUAAAGACGAGGAUAUCAUUGGGGUAGCGACAUACAGCGUGACUCCGGCACAAGUGGCUCCAUACUUCAGCAAGAUCCAAUGUUUCUGCUUCGAGGAGCAGAGAUUGAACAAGGGAGAGACUGUGGACAUGCCAGUGUUCUUCUACAUCGAUCCGGAUUUCUUAAAGGAUCCAACAAUGAGAGGCAUUGAUACCAUCACGCUGAACUACACGUUCUUUAAGGCGAAAUACGACAAGAAUGGGCAUCUAUCGCCAGUGCCUUCACCGUACUAGUAUGCAGUGGCUUGUGCGUGCUGAUCGAACCAGCAACCUGCUCGGGCAUGGCGCGCAUCAUCCAAAGCAGCUUUUGCGUUUUACCUAUGGCAAUCGGGACACGCCUAUAGUACCCCGCCAGCAAUCCGACCGAAGCUUCCCUGCAUGAGCUAUGAGUCUACGGCUUUCGAAGAGUUCCCCUCACCUCGAGUGCUUCUUCCAUCUUACCCUCCGGUCGGAACUCCGUUUAAC